This is a messenger RNA of Morus notabilis, 369 nucleotides long. RefSeq lists its product as uncharacterized. Bases 1 to 369 code for a protein of 122 amino acids. Lineage: Eukaryota; Viridiplantae; Streptophyta; Magnoliopsida; Rosales; Moraceae. The transcript has a single exon. The record is from RefSeq and is a predicted model, not a curated record.
AUGAAAGCAGCUCAAAGUCAACAAAAGAGUUGUGCCGAUAAGCAUACAAAAGAUAUUGAAUUUGAAGUUGGUGACAAGGUCUUUCUUAAAGUUGCUCCAAUGAAGGGAGUUAUGAGAUUUGGACAGAAAGGAAAGCUCAGUCCUAGGUAUAUAAGGCCUUUUGAGAUUUUGAAAAGAGUAGGAAAACUUGCUUAUGAGUUAGCUCUUCCACCACCAUUGUCUAGUAUUCAUGAUACAUUUCAUGUUUCUAUGCUCCGUAAGUAUAUAGCUGAUCCAUCUCAUGUUUUGAAGUAUGAAGCUUUGGAGCUGAAACCAAAUUUGUCAUACGAAGAAAAACCAGUUCAGAUUCUUGAUAGAAGACAUAAGUAA